Messenger RNA from Malania oleifera, 1469 nucleotides. RefSeq names its product mitogen-activated protein kinase kinase kinase 18-like. Gene Ontology annotation, molecular function: protein kinase activity; ATP binding. The record is from RefSeq and is a predicted model, not a curated record. The transcript has a single exon. The coding region runs from base 165 to 1469 and encodes 434 amino acids. Lineage: Eukaryota; Viridiplantae; Streptophyta; Magnoliopsida; Santalales; Ximeniaceae. Gene Ontology annotation, biological process: protein phosphorylation.
AAAAGAACAAAAGCCCCUUAAACCAAACCAUACCAUACGGUCCACACCUAACCAUCAGAUUUUGUGCGUAUAAAUUGAACACCCACCAAACUCACGACUCCCCAUGCCAUUGUAGCAACCCACUUCCAACCUCCUGCCUCGUUGCUCGCACCCACACCCUCGCAAUGGACUGGACCAGGGGCCGCACCCUGGGUCGUGGCUCCUCCUCAGCUGCCGUCUCCAUCGCGAUGUCCCACCGGUCCAGUCGGGUUUUUGCGGUCAAGUCGGUCGAGCUCUCCAAAUCGGAAUUCCUACAAAGGGAACAGAGCAUUCUCUCUGUUUUGGGGUGUCCCCAAAUAGUAGCAUACGAGGGAUGCAGUGUCACGUAUGAGAAUGGUAAGUUUGUGUACAAUAUUUUCAUGGAGUACGCAUCCGGGGGAUCGCUCUCCGCCACAAUUCACAAGCAAUGCGGCGGUCUAGAUGAGCUCACGGUUCAAUCCUAUGCGCGCGCGAUUGUGCUGGGGCUCAAGUACCUCCAUGAAAAUGGCAUCGUCCAUUGUGACAUUAAGGGUGCUAAUAUUUUGAUUGCUAGAGAUGGGGCGAAGAUUGCUGACUUUGGUUGUGCUAAGCGGGUUGAAUUGGGUUCGGGCUUGGAGGCACAGAUUGCCGGAACUCCCCUCUACAUGGCACCAGAGGCCGCAAGAGGAGAGCACCAAGGGUUCCCCGCCGAUGUAUGGGCUCUUGGGUGCACUCUGAUUGAGAUGGCAACAGGGAAGGCCCCGUGGGGCGGUGAUGUUUUGGACCCGGUAUCGGCCCUUUAUCGAAUCGGGUUCUCAGGGGACUUGCCGGAGAUUCCGAGCUCUCUGUCGAAGCAGGGAAGGGAUUUCUUGGAUAAAUGCUUGAGAAGAGACCCCAGAGAGAGGUGGUCGGCUAGUGAACUUCUUCAACACAGUUUUCUCGAGGAGACCAACUUGAAUUUUCUAGUGAAAGAAAACUUUCAAGGCUCAAAUUUGGGUACUCCGACGAGCACAUUGGAUCAAACCUUUUGGGAGAUGGAAACUACCUAUGAUCCGAGUCAAGUGGAUUCUUCGAAUUCACCAGUUGAGAGAAUUCGACAAUUGGGUAAAAGCAUGUUGGGGUCAUCAUUGGGAAUGCCCAAUUGGGCAUUGGAUGAAAAUUGGAUCACCGUGAGAAGUAGUAAAAUUAAGGAUAUACAGAUGCUCUACCUUUUAGGUGGAACAGAGGUACUCUGUACGGCCCAAGAUAAUGUCCUGUUUUGUGCCAACCAAUCCACAGGUUGGAUAAAUGAGAAAAACGUGCCAUUAUGUUUCACAUGUAAUAAUGGCAAUGGUGGGGGUAGAAGUUGUAGUAUUGGGUAUGAAUAUAAAGGCUUUCCAUUAGGUUGCACUUAUAUUCAAGGUCUUAUUUGUAGAAAAUAUAGUUUAAAACAAAGAAAUACUUUUUUUUUUUUUUACUUUCUUCAACAAUAG